GCCUUGACCCAGCCGGCUACGGCUUUGAGACAGCUGUGGCCGCUUUGGAGGCCUUAGAUCCUGGCUUCGGCGCAGCGCUGCACCAGGCCAUGGCCUUGACACCUGCGGUUGCAGCGCUUUGGCGGAGCCCUGCGUUAGUGGGAGCUGUACAUAAACUUAAAGGUUGGCGGUCUGUGGCUGCCCAUCCCAUCUUCAACAUUCGGCCCAAGUCUCCUUCCGCGCGGGAGCUGAACUACGGCCUUCAUCAAGAUCCAGCCUUCUGGGGAGAGGCAGCGGCCGAAAUCGAUGUGGUCGCUGCCUGGUUGCCCCUCGUUCCUGUCUCCGAG
Molecule: messenger RNA, 326 nt
Organism: Symbiodinium necroappetens
Lineage: Eukaryota; Dinophyceae; Suessiales; Symbiodiniaceae
Source: the annotation of a GenBank genome assembly